Molecule: messenger RNA, 1959 nt
Organism: Salvelinus sp. IW2-2015
Lineage: Eukaryota; Metazoa; Chordata; Actinopteri; Salmoniformes; Salmonidae
Product: NEDD4-binding protein 2-like 2
Biological process (GO): negative regulation of transcription by RNA polymerase II
Cellular component (GO): nucleus
Molecular function (GO): transcription corepressor activity
Source: RefSeq, a predicted model, not a curated record
AAAGGAUUUCCCCCCACCAUCUCGAUGUCUCAUGGAAAUGCCAACUCGUUAACUUCUCUCACUGGAAGAAAUGGAGAACUACUGGAGUGUUCAAAAGCGGAGACAAAUGGAGCCUCUGCAACAGACAGAGUGCUGCCAGUGAGAAUUGAUGGAGGUCCUGGUGUAAGAGGCCGAGAGCCAGUUAAAAAAAAGCUGGGUACCAGCAGCACUGCCUUCAUUGGACCUGUAUGCUGUCCUCCUAAGGCAGUCCAGAGAGCUCCCAAACCCCCAAAAGUAAGGAAACUUGCCAAACCUAACAUUGAAGAGACACUGAGUGAGUUCUACAAAGAGCUUGAGGAGAUUGAUCCAAAAGACAGCGUUGACAGUAGCACGGCCAAAAAUGAAGGCUCAGUUGAAUUACUCACCGCUCAUAACCCACCACCUGCAAGAGAAGGGUCAAAUGCAAGCCAUGGCCAUAAGCAACUGAAUCACGUGCCUUGCCCACACUGGUAUGACAACGAGCCAUACCAGCCCAGGAGACCGAUACCUAGGGGGCCCAGCUAUGGUCCCUACUCAGAUCAUAAUCACUGGCAACCUCCCCCACCUUUCCACAGUCAGCCAUACUACAGGUUCCACAGACCUCCCCACCGCUUCCCGCCACCACCUCCGAUCCCCUGCCUCCCGCCACCACCUCCCGCAGACCACCGGUAUCACCCCCAACGAGAGGGCUCCCAGCAGGUCCCACCUUUUCACAGGUUCCCUGUCCCUGAUGGGUACAGGAACUCUCCAGACUUGGAUGGCCAUGGCUUUCCCCCACAGCACUCUAACAACAGAGACAGAGGGGGCUACGGUUGGAGAGAUGACAAGUAUGACCAGCAGGGUAAUGACCAGCAAGGUUCUUCUGAAUGGCAGCAGAGGUUUGACCAAGGACCUGAGCCACCUCAGCCAGAGGAUCAGCACCAACCACCAGAAGAUAAAACAUAUGACUAUGAUCCUUCUCUGGUUCUCAUUCUGAUGAGGGGAGCCCCGGGAUCUGGGAAAUCAACACUGGCCAGGGAACUGCUGUCGACAGGCUCCAGCGGGCAGGUUCUGAGUACAGAUGACUACUUCUCCCAGGAAGAAGGCUACACCUACGAUCCCAGUCUGCUGGGGGCCGCACACCACUGGAACCAGAACCGAGCACAAGAAGCCAUGUAUAAAUGCUGUUCUCCUGUCAUUAUUGAUAACACAAAUAUGCAAGCUUGGGAAAUGAAGCCAUAUGUUAAACUGGCCUUGGAGAGAGGAUACAGUAUCAACUUUCAUGAGCCUCACACCAGCUGGAAAUUUGAUCCCGUCGAGUUAGAGAAGAGAAACAAGCACAGUGUGUCAAGGGAGAAGAUUGGGCAGAUGCUGGAGCGGUUUGAGCUGCCCAUGUCCUUGGACAUUGUGAUGAACUCCCAGGAGCCUUUUAGACCCACAAGACAUCCCUCACAGCAGCAGAGACACAGCAGGGCCAACCACUCAGACUUCGACUAGUCCCUAUGUCCUGGUGUGUAUUCAUUAGUGCACACCAUAGCAAAAUGUUCUUCACUUUCGCAAAACGCUAUGCGAAAGAAAAACAAAAGCAAAUCUUUCUUAUUGGACAAGUUUAAGUAGUCCCUCCCCGUUUCUGCUUUUUUUCCCCCUAGUAAAUACAACCCGGAUGACUAUCAACCAACCACUCUCUGCCUUUGGGUUUGAAAAAUAACUAAACCACAGUCAAUGAUCAGAGACGGAGCUGUAUUACUAUUUUUUUUUUUUAAUGAUACUACCAGCAUUUUACAGGAUUGUUACUGUAUUUGAUUUAUACUGGCAGAAUUUAAAACUAUUUUUGUGAAAAUAAAAUUUUUAGUGGCACUAAAGUCACUUUUUUUCUAUGCAUUUCAACUGUAUAAAUUACAGUACCAGUCAAAAGUUUGGACACACCUACUCAUUCAAGGGUUUUUAUUUAUUUUUACUAUU